Molecule: messenger RNA, 2982 nt
Organism: Xiphophorus couchianus (Monterrey platyfish)
Lineage: Eukaryota; Metazoa; Chordata; Actinopteri; Cyprinodontiformes; Poeciliidae
Gene: oprk1
Product: opioid receptor, kappa 1
Exons: 4
Coding region: 302-1438 (378 amino acids)
Biological process (GO): G protein-coupled opioid receptor signaling pathway; sensory perception of pain; neuropeptide signaling pathway
Cellular component (GO): neuron projection; plasma membrane
Molecular function (GO): dynorphin receptor activity; neuropeptide binding
Source: RefSeq, a predicted model, not a curated record
UCACUGAAUGAGCAGUGCGGGCUUCCAGUGCGCACCUUCGGGCGCGCAGCGGUGGCACAGCCUGUGAAUUGUCCUCUUCCUGCACACUCUGCACAGAAACCUGCUGUUUCUGCUCAUAUUUUUCUACAACCGAUUUUCUGGUCGAGAGUCCUCAAAGAGUCCUAAUCAGCCUUGGUUUCUUUCGAAGGAGCUUUUUUUUUUUGAGGGGAAGGAAAGGACUAAAAAGAGGCGAUUCACUUGUUUUCGGGUGGUGAGUUUGCGCCCAGCAACAGCAGAAGAAGGAGAGCCAGCGUUCAGCACCAUGGAGAGCGGCGUGGUGCACAUUUUCAAAGAGGACCGCUGUCCCUUGGGCCAGCCGGGGCAGUGCGUCCCGAACUUCACCUGGCAGCCCGGCUUGUCGGACAUCUUCAACGACACCCCGAACGGCACCUGGGACGCGGAACCUGAGCCGAUGUCACCCAUCAUCCCCAUCAUAGUCGCCGUUUACUCGGUGGUGUUUGUGGUGGGCUUGGUGGGCAACUGUUUGGUGAUGUAUGUCAUCAUCAGAUACACCAAGAUGAAAACAGCCACCAACAUCUACAUCUUCAACCUGGCGGUGGCCGACGCCCUGGUUACCACCACUAUGCCCUUCCAGAGCACUGACUACCUGCUCAGUUCCUGGCCGUUUGGCGAGGUGGCAUGCAAAGUCUUCAUCUCCAUCGACUACUACAACAUGUUCACCAGUAUCUUCACCCUGACGAUGAUGAGCGUGGAUCGCUACAUUGCUGUGUGUCACCCGGUCAAGGCUCUGGAUUUCCGUACGCCAGUGAAGGCAAAGAUCAUCAAUGUGAUCAUCUGGGUUCUGUCCUCAGCUGCUGGGAUUCCUGCCAUGGUCCUUGGCAACACCAACACCAACAACGGAACCACAGAAUGUGCUUUACAGUUCCCUGAUCCCUACACCUAUUGGGACACCCUGAUGAAGAUAUGUGUUUUCAUCUUCGCCUUUGUGGCGCCCCUCAUCAUCAUCACUGUCUGCUACACCCUGAUGGUGCUGCGGCUGAAGAGCGUGCGCCUCCUGUCUGGCUCGCGCGAGAAAGACCGCAACCUUCGACGGAUCACCCGUCUGGUUCUGGUGGUGGUUGCGGUAUUUGUGGUGUGCUGGACCCCCAUCCACAUCUUCAUCCUGGUCAAAGCGUUGUCAGCCAACGUGCCCGAGACCACCGCUGUCAUGGCUGCCUACUUCUUCUGCGUGGCGCUGGGCUACACCAACAGCAGCCUCAACCCCAUCCUUUAUGCGUUCCUGGACGAGAACUUUAAGAGGUGCUUCAGAGACUUCUGCUGCCCUGGAGGGCGGGGUCACGGUGACUGUCACGGGGUGAGCAGAGUGAGGAGCACGCUUCGGGAUCACACCUGCGCCACCGAAGGGAGGGGUGACGGGAGACAAGCCAGGCCCGUAUGACUAGCCAUGAACAUGUCCUCCAGGCCGUACCAGAGCUGGGAGGACUCCAUUGAUCUGUGUUUGACUCAAAUCACUACCACAAUCUGAGAAGUAGUAUCAGUAUUGAUUAAUAAAUCCCAUGAAAAGACCAAAACCAAGAGUGAUUUGACCCCACUUCAUCUCAUUUAUAUGAAAACAUUUUGUCUAAAAUAUUGCAGUUAUUUCUUAAGUUGGUUUAAGGAAAGAGACUGAAUGAAAGCAACAUCUCUGCAUGUUUUUUUUUUUGUUUUGUUUUGUUUCCAACAGGCUAGGUAUGCAUUCGAUUCAUAUCAAAAUUCAAUAUUAUGAUCCUCCCAUGAAGUCAGAAUUUGAACUUUUGGAAGCAACCUCAACCUGCAAAUCCAACAUGUCUGAAAAUCACAGUCUAUUAAUUUGCGUUAAAAAAUCCAAUCAAACUAGCAACAAGGGACCGUAGUAUUUGAACUCUGGUAGGGAAAUUAUUACUACGUUGCUUUAAUACACAAUUACUGCAGUUUCAGACAGAGAGUAAAAAUAUAUUCCCUAAUUAUUUUAGGAAAGGCAUUAAUUGUAAGCAUCUUUUCAGCUUAUUAUCAAUAGUUCUUAAUUGGUGUUUUUGUGAUUUGGAGUACAAUAUAUUUGCCAACUCCUUUUUGACGAUACACCUUUGUGAAAUAUUCAGUAUCUCCUUAACGCUGAGAGAACUUCAAGGCUAAAACCAAUAUGAAGAUAGCAUAUAUGUAAAAUAAAAUACAUCCGCACGUGUCUAAUGAGCACAAAAUUAUCUUGCUUGGUGUAAAUUUCUGCUUAGCACUUCAUCUUUACAGCUUGGUAUUUGUGCACUUGUGAAUGUGUGAUGAAUCCUAUUAUGUGAUACUGGAGGGAUAAUUUAAAUAUCAAUAUGCAGACUUCGUUUUAACCACACACAUGGGCAGUGUUCUAGAAGGAAACUUUAAUAACCACCAACCUCUGAAUUUACACAAGCACAGUACUUUUUAGAUUGUGUACAUAAAAUAUAUUUAAUGUCACAAAGCUUGGCUUAUAUUAGCUGAAAUAUGCAUCCUGCUUUUUUAUUGCAAAAAAAUCCUUCCUGAGACUUUACUGCCUUGCUUUUUUCUUGAAUACAGUAAAACAGUGGUCAGUCUGACUGAAUUGAAUUGUGUAUGUUCUAAAGAUUAGCUUCAAAGUUAUAUUACUGAAGUAGUGCUAUUAGGAAGUUGUUAUUGUGCCUUGUUUUUGUGCCUUCAUUCUUCUAUUACUUUUAUUUUUACUCAUAUUUAUGAUAGUAUCUUGUCAAACUAUCAGUCUUACAGUUGAUAUCCCAACUAUUUUAGUCAGUGUUGUCUCUCAUAUUAUGUUUCCUUGACAUUUUAAAACUUUAUUCAUGAACAAAAAUCUUUUAAUUUGAGCUCAGCUCUGGGAGUCAAGCAUGCAAAAAGUGCCCCUCGUGUCGCAUCUGAUAUUUCAAUGUAUAUUAGCUUUGGGUGUCAAAUGACGCUUUGUAAAUGCAGUAUUAAGUCAGAAUAAAUAAGUAAAAAAGUUGGAAA